Molecule: messenger RNA, 846 nt
Organism: Calidris pugnax (ruff)
Lineage: Eukaryota; Metazoa; Chordata; Aves; Charadriiformes; Scolopacidae
Gene: CTSK
Product: cathepsin K
Exons: 6
Coding region: 132-830 (232 amino acids)
Biological process (GO): immune response
Cellular component (GO): lysosome
Molecular function (GO): cysteine-type endopeptidase activity
Source: RefSeq, a predicted model, not a curated record
UGGACGCCCAGUGGGACCUGUGGAAGAAAACCUACGGCAAGCAGUACAAUGGCCAGGUGGAUGAGGUGGCCCGGAGGCUGAUCUGGGAGAAGAACCUCAAGUACAUCAACACCCACAACCUGGAGCACGCCAUGGGCCUCCACACCUUCGAGCUGGCCAUGAACCACCUGGGUGACAUGACCAGCGAGGAGGUGGUGAGGACGAUGACGGGCUUGAAGGUGCCCCGUGGCCAACCCCGUGGCAACGAGACCCUCUACGUCCCCGACUGGACCGAGAGAGCCCCGGCGGCUGUGGACUGGAGGAAGAAGGGCUACGUGACGCCUGUCAAGAACCAGGGCCAGUGUGGCUCGUGCUGGGCUUUCAGCUCGGUGGGGGCCCUGGAGGGGCAGCUGAAGAGGAAGACGGGGAAGCUCCUGUCCCUCAGCCCCCAAAACCUGGUGGACUGUGUGGUCAACAACGAUGGCUGCGGUGGUGGCUACAUGACCAACGCCUUCGAGUACGUCCGGCAGAACCGCGGCAUCGACUCCGAGGACGCCUACCCCUACAUCGGCCAGGACGAGAGCUGCAUGUACAGCCCCACCGGGAAGGCGGCCAAGUGCCGCGGCUACCGGGAGAUCCCCCAGGGCAACGAGAAGGCCUUGAAGAGGGCCGUGGCCAGGAUUGGACCCAUCUCCGUGGGCAUCGAUGCCAGCCUGCCCUCCUUCCAGUUCUACAGCCGCGGGGUCUACUACGACCAGAGCUGUGAUGCCAACAACAUCAACCACGCGGUGCUGGCGGUGGGCUACGGCACCCAGAAGGGCACCAAGCACUGGAUCAUCAAGAACAGGUAGGGCAGGAUGGUGGGGA